This is a messenger RNA of Nasonia vitripennis (jewel wasp), 1323 nucleotides long. RefSeq lists its product as uncharacterized. The record is from RefSeq and is a predicted model, not a curated record. Lineage: Eukaryota; Metazoa; Arthropoda; Insecta; Hymenoptera; Pteromalidae. The transcript has 5 exons. The coding region runs from base 435 to 1034 and encodes 199 amino acids.
AAAAAAUUAUGGUACAUAGUGAAAUUAGCACAGAAGCCUAAAGCUGUCGUUGUCCCAGGAUUUUGGCUAAACUUUGAUCGAAAAGAGUGUGCUUGGCCUCAAACUAAUACAGAAUAUGUGAUUCAGAAUGACAUUGUAAAUAGGGUGAAGUAACCGACAUACUAGGAUAUGCAGCCGUUAUGAAGCAACAACGAGCGUGGGAAAAAGAAAAUAGAGGAAUUAAACGCACAGCUGGUCAAACAAACCUGAACGACGAUGGUAAAAGGAAAAAUUUUUAAAAAACAGCACCAACAAUUGUCACUGAAGAACGUGUAAAUCUCGAUGUAGACCCAUCAAACGCGCAGAACUUUUUGAAACCACGCCCCUGUCAGCGACUGGCGCUAACAGAAAUAAAAAAUCUGAAGGAAGAAGAUAAAAUAGUAUAUGUAGCUGAAAUGUUACACGAAGUUUUGCGCAACCAAGCCGAAGAAAAGCUUCAAAAUGAAAGGCGACAGGUAAUGAUACCUACUUCCAGUAACGGUUCGAUUUGCUCUUCUGAAUCGUCUGCGAUUCGACCUCGUUUCCCGAUUGACUCUUUAAAAGAUUUCAUUAAGUUCAACGAUGAUCUUCGUGAUGGAAAUUACGUCAUGCAAGUGCGAAACUAUUUGAGAACUAAAGGAGGAAGAAGGCUCACGAAACACGAUAUCACAAGAGAGAAAUUAGCUAGUAUUUUAACCGACAAAGUUGCUAUUCAUUACAACUUCUGUGGAACAAAUAGACAGUUGAAAAAGAAACCGUUUAGUACAUUGCGCAUAUGGGAUUUGAUUCAUAAUGAAGUUGUUGAUUUCUCCUACCAAACCAAAGAGGCCGAUGAUACGUGUAAAACGUGGUUAAAGCAGGCAAAAAAAAGGAUGGAAACAACAGCAAAGAAAUUAAAAACCCGUAACGACAAAGACAAGGAACAUGAAGGCGAACAACCCAAAAAAAGAAACCAACAAGAAGCUCAAGAAAACCAAAAAGCUUAUAGCGAAAAAGAAGACGAAUUUCAUUUAUAAUUGUAUUACGAUUUGUAUUGCGUUUUUCUCUAAAUUUAUACGUAUGUACAACUGUACAUCUAUUUUUUUAGGUAUUUUAGCCAUGUUUAAUGGAUAUGAAACUAUAAUCGAGUAUAGUUUAUUUUUGUUCUGUUCUUAAUUCUUCAUUAUCGUUUUAAGGUAAACUAACGAGCGUACACAUAUAAGUGUAAUUUAGAAUGUAACAUCGACGAUUCUUGUAUUAACAAGUAUUUUUUGUAAUGAAUGUCGCAGGCGGUAUUGGUAAUAAAUACAUUGCACAUAAAAUUUA